Messenger RNA from Anoplophora glabripennis (Asian longhorned beetle), 894 nucleotides. RefSeq lists its product as uncharacterized. Gene Ontology annotation, biological process: regulation of transcription by RNA polymerase II. The coding region runs from base 94 to 858 and encodes 254 amino acids. Gene Ontology annotation, molecular function: DNA binding. Gene Ontology annotation, cellular component: nucleus; transcription regulator complex. NCBI's taxonomy places the organism in Eukaryota, Metazoa, Arthropoda, Insecta, Coleoptera, Cerambycidae. The record is from RefSeq and is a predicted model, not a curated record. The transcript has 2 exons.
UGUUUUGUUGCCUACUGCUGGUCGCGCUCGUUGCUUAUCGACUUGGUAUUUAUCGAGCGUUUACCGUUCAUCGUUCGAUUUUCGCUCGCCGAAAUGAACAGAUCGUUCAAGUACGACAUGACCACUUUGAUUGAACUGGUGAGAAACAGGCCCGCCAUCUGGGAUCACACCAUGGACGUCUUCAAGGACCGCACGGAGAAGCAGAGGGCCUGGGAGGAGAUCUGCGUCGUUUUGGAGAAGGAUUUCUUCACGAAGGACAAGACGGAGCAGAGGAGGAUUGGGGAACAAAUUCACGGAAAGUGGCAAAACGUCAGAGACGCCUUUGUCAAGUCCUUAAAAAAACGAUCCGUCCAUCCCACCGUAAGAACGUACCUGUACCAUGAAAAACUCCAAUUCCUGAUGAAGGUCCUCCAAAGAGACGGCGAAGAAUCGAGCCCACAUCUGCACAGCACCUCGGACGAAGCAAAAGCAGAAAGGACAGAAGAAUCGGUAUCGGCGAAGGUCGACGACGCCUGUAACAUUCGAAAAAGACUUCGACUUCAAGAGGACAUGGAUCAGGAGAUCCUGAAGGCCUUGCGAAGCACCAAAACCGCUCCGGACGAAGACGAGGCGUUUUUUAUUUCAAUAACUCCCACCGUGCAAAAAAUGUCCGAGGAGGAUAAAUUGGAAUUUCGGAUGGGCGUGCUACAGUUGAUAAAAGAUAUUAAUAGAAAAGGAAAAGACCUUGCGGAUUCAGCGUUUUUCUCUACGGGCAAUUCCUCAAGUUCCCACCCUCCCACGUCGUUUCAUCAUAAUCCGGAUUCAAAUGCCGACUCUGAUAAUUUCACCCAAGAAACGCAUUUGUUUAAAUGUGAAUAGGUGGAAUUUUUGUUUUCCGUGUCAUCAAUUUUUUUA